AUGUGUGGAGUGAAAUUUGAGAAUCCAUUCGGCCUAGCCUCGGCUCCUCCAACAACGUCAGGACCAAUGUGUCGCCGAGCGUUCGAACAGGGCUGGGGCUUCAUACUAACAAAGACAUAUGGUCUGGACAAGGACCUUGUCACCAAUGUUUCACCCCGAAUUGUGCGAGGAUCGACUAGUGGACCGAUCUACGGUCCUAAUCAGGGAUCUUUCUUGAAUAUUGAGCUGAUUUCGGAAAAAUCUGCUGCCUACUGGUUGCAGUGUAUUCGCGAAUUGAAACGCGACUUCCCUACAAAAGUUAUUGUCGCUUCUAUUAUGUGCACUUUCAAUCAGGAUGAUUGGGUCCUAUUAGCCAAGCAAAGUGAGGACGCUGGUGCCGACAUUCUCGAGCUGAACCUCUCAUGUCCUCAUGGAAUGGGAGAGAAAGGAAUGGGUCUUGCAUGUGGACAGGAUCCGGAAAUCGUCAAAACUAUCUGCAGUUGGGUUCGAAACGCUGUGAAGGUGAGGUCCUCGCGAGAUCCGUUUCAUCUAAACAAAAUGCCCCCUAAUAUCACCGACAUACGUGCCAUUGCUCGCGCUGCGAAGGAAGGUGGAGCUAAUGGAGUGACCGCUACUAACACUGUAUCAGGCCUCAUGCACAUGAAGGCCGAUGGAACUGCAUGGCCAGCAGUUGGAAUCGACAAAAGGACCACUUACGGUGGAAUGUCUGGCUCGGCUAUUCGACCAAUUGCUCUGAAAGCUGUAUCCGCAAUCGCUAAUGAUAUGGAAGGAUUCCCCAUUAUGGCGACAGGUGGAAUUGAAAGCGCUGAAACCGGACUGGCAUUCCUCUCUGCUGGUGCUUCCGUCCUUCAGGUCUGUUCUGCAGUUCAAAACCAGGACUUCACCGUAAUAGACGAUUACUGUACUGGACUACGAGCUCUGCUUUAUUUGAAAGGAGCUAAAUCUCUGAAAGGAGUGGGAUGGGCAGAGUCCUCCGACUGA
Ostertagia ostertagi is the source of this 981-nucleotide messenger RNA. Lineage: Eukaryota; Metazoa; Nematoda; Chromadorea; Rhabditida; Trichostrongylidae. The record is from the annotation of a GenBank genome assembly.